UCCAGAUGAACCGUCCAAUACAAGUGAAACCUGCCGACAGUGAGAACAGAGGAGAGGACAGGAAAUUAUUUGUAGGAAUGCUCAGUAAACAGCAAACAGAAGAAGACGUACGUCAAUUGUUCCAACCCUAUGGCUCGAUAGAAGAAUGUACGAUUCUCAGAGGGCCUGAAGGACAGAGUAAAGGCUGUGCAUUCGUCAAGUUUAGCAGCCACGCCGAAGCUCAGGCAGCCAUCAGCGCCCUCCAUGGAAGCCAGACGAUGCCGGUAAGUAGCCAUCUAUCUAUUUCGUCGAUACCAAAAAAAAAAAAAAAAAAACUAGAAAAAAAAAGUCCAAGCCUUUCUGCAAGAUUGAACUCCUUUCCAUCUCCCCCAGUCUCUGUCUCCCGUUCUCUUUCCUGA
This is a messenger RNA of Centruroides sculpturatus (bark scorpion), 398 nucleotides long. RefSeq names its product CUGBP Elav-like family member 4. Lineage: Eukaryota; Metazoa; Arthropoda; Arachnida; Scorpiones; Buthidae. Bases 6 to 398 code for a protein of 130 amino acids. The record is from RefSeq and is a predicted model, not a curated record. Gene Ontology annotation, biological process: mRNA splice site recognition; regulation of alternative mRNA splicing, via spliceosome. Gene Ontology annotation, cellular component: nucleus; ribonucleoprotein complex; cytoplasm. The transcript is spliced from 3 exons. Gene Ontology annotation, molecular function: mRNA binding.